Molecule: messenger RNA, 1038 nt
Organism: Rhopalosiphum padi (bird cherry-oat aphid)
Lineage: Eukaryota; Metazoa; Arthropoda; Insecta; Hemiptera; Aphididae
Gene: Ufc1
Product: ubiquitin-fold modifier-conjugating enzyme 1
Exons: 5
Coding region: 211-711 (166 amino acids)
Biological process (GO): protein K69-linked ufmylation
Cellular component (GO): cytoplasm
Molecular function (GO): UFM1 conjugating enzyme activity
Source: RefSeq, a predicted model, not a curated record
AUGCACAUGGUAAUGUUUAUGAGUGUUAUCAUUUAAUCAGUAAUUUCGUAUUUGGGUACGUUGUAACUUGUAAGUUAUAACUUAGUACUUACAAUUACAAACAUUCGUCGUGUCCAAGUACCACACUCCCACUGCAACUCUUUCCAAGCGCGAUCUGGUAUAGCCGAAUAGAUAAUAGGUCAUCAGCGCGCAUAACUUUGUAUUCAAAUCAUGGAAAACACCAAAAAGGCUCUGUCAUCAAUACCGCUCCUGAAGACUAAAGCCGGUCCCCGAGACGUUGAUUUGUGGCCACAAAGACUCAAAGAAGAAUACCAAUCCCUAAUUCAAUAUGUUCAAAAUAAUAAAGCAGCUGAUAAUGAUUGGUUUCGUCUAGAGUCAAAUAAAGAGGGAACUAAAUGGUUUGGAAAGUGUUGGGUGUUUCAGAAUCAGUUAAAAUAUGAGUUUGACAUAGAAUUUGAUAUUCCCGUCACAUUCCCUUCAACAGCACCUGAAAUUGCAUUACCUGAACUUGAUGGUAAAACUGCCAAAAUGUAUCGAGGUGGCAAAAUAUGUUUAUCUGACCAUUUCAAACCACUAUGGGCUAGAAAUGUACCUAAAUUUGGUAUCUCUCACGCUUUAGCACUUGGUUUGGGCCCAUGGUUGGCUGUUGAAAUUCCAGACUUAAUUGCAAAAGGAGUGGUUAAAUAUAAAGAAAAAGAAGAGGAUAAUUAAUUAAAUUUCAAUUAAGAAAAAGUGAUUUUGGAAUAUUUUUAGUUAGGUUAAUAAUACUUUUUUUAUUUUAUAAUAUUAAUUUUAAAAUAACUGUUAGACACUCAAGUAAACAGUUAUUUUUAAAGAUUAACUGCAUUUAAAUUUUCAAAUGUCUAAUAUUUAUGUAUUAUAAAAUAUGUCUUAAAAUAAUUUAUAACAAUUAUUUAGACAAUAUUAUAAUAUUCUUAAACUUAUUUUUUUAAUCGUUUAAAAUUAUUGAUUCUUUGUAUGAUUGUUAAAUAUUUAUUCUACUUGUUUAUUAAAAUAAUAUAAGCAUAUUUUUUUUUC